Hylaeus volcanicus is the source of this 3259-nucleotide messenger RNA. Its product is annotated as ataxin-7-like protein 1. Lineage: Eukaryota; Metazoa; Arthropoda; Insecta; Hymenoptera; Colletidae. The coding region runs from base 650 to 2575 and encodes 641 amino acids. The record is from RefSeq and is a predicted model, not a curated record. The transcript has 7 exons.
AUUUCCACGAAAUCUAACAUAAACAAAGAUUGUUUUCUCCUGAUUGCAAAAGUUUAAUUUAUGGACGAAUUAUUCGUGUGGAGCAAGUUUCGGGCGUGCUCGACGAAAUCAAAUUUCAAAUUUUGAAUCCACCUGCUGAGCGACGCGCGAUCGCCAAUAAGACGCGAAGACGGGUCGGCAGGGGGGCAGAAAUCCGCGACGCCUGAUUGGAUCGCCGCGCAAGUUGCGCACGGGUAAGUCGACUGUAGAUUGGUGACGUCACGAGAAAUCGUCCAAUGUAGUCGCAGGAAUCUCCAGUAAUAACCGUACGUGCGUGCCGUACGCCGAAGCGUGUUAUUCGUACUCGGGCGUACAAACGAGAAAGAGGCACUACAGAGAAUCUCCCGGUGUCCGUGAAAGAUGUUUCCCGACAGAGGCAUGCCAGACGGGAUCCGCGUUCGAUAAGCUCUUUCCCCAUUCACAACAGGGAAUAAUCACGUAUCUAUUGCGAGCUCAAUGUAUUCGAGGUAUCGACGUGUCGAAGGAAAGGCAGACUGCACGCGACCCGCCGCCGUACCUGACAGUCCACGCGGCCCAAACACUUUCGCCUCGCUAUAUACAACACGAGAAUUCGCAUCGUGUUUCAUUCACAACGCGAGCGCCACUGGCAAUGUCGGGAAGUGACAGUCCAACAUUCUUUCACGGCCAGCCCUGGUCCAGCUGGAUAGAAAGAAUCGGACGAGACAAGCCGUUGAGUGAUGAAGAAACAGAAGGUCAACUUUCUAGUUCAGUUACGCGUCUUGCAGCUGAAGACAUUGACCUAUAUGGAUUUUGUCCCGAGAGGGACAACUUUUAUACGGUAGUGUGCGAAACUUGCCACGCCAUAGUCAAACCACAAGCUCUUAUUCAACAUAUGGAAAGUCGUCAUCCUUCCGGCACGGUCAAUUUUCCACCUCCCUCUACCCCGAUCGUAAAGCCACCCGUGAAAACGCCCUAUUGCAAAGUGUCGAAAUUGAAAAAGGCGCAGUCGUCGCCGCAGAUCCCGACUAGCGUCACCAAGAUCAAUCACACGAGCGUGAAACGCACCGCGGACCAGCCCACAGUCCCGACGAGCUUGUCGACGACGUCCUUACCGAUCGUCACGUCGCCCCGAUCGCCCCUCGAGUCGUUGCCACCGGUUCAGACCGCGAACACGUCUGGAACCGCGGUUACCUCCAGUCCCGUGAAGAGCCCAGGGACGACGGGUUGCCAGCCUCGCCGGAAGAGGCUCAAAACGGACCGAUCGUUGCUCAAGGAUCGGGAAUACGAUCCGGAUCGGCACUGCGGGGUCUGGAACGACGAGACCGGGAAACCUUGCACCAGGUCGCUCACCUGCAAGGCGCACACGGUCUCGCUGCGACGGACGGUCCUCGGUCGGAGCAAAACCUUCGACAAGCUCCUCGCGGACCACAGGGCCUCGAAAGAGAUCCCGAUCAGGCCGACGAAGGUGACCGUAACGGGCACCGUCACCGUAUCGUCCGCGACGAACCCUCUGACACCCAACACCCCCGCCUUGACCGUCGAAACGGAAGCGCCCAGCUCGCCGCCCGUUCUGUCGCUGCCAGACACGUAUCCACUGCCAAAGGCUGUUGAUUUGCUUUAUCGGUGUCUGGCCCCGCAUGGCUCCACUAAACCUACCAAGCUCGAAGAGGACUUCGCCAACGAGGAGCUGAGGAGCUUGGAGUCGUCGAUCGCGAACUCGACCGGUUCGUCCCAGUCCAACUCGAUGAUGGCGCCUAUAUCCGUGGUCCUGCCGUCGUUGUCGCCUCUGCCAGCCACCAACAACGACGAGGAGACGUCGUCGGUGGCUACCCUGGUACCGAGCACAGGUUCACCGGCGAUCCCGGUCGUUCCGGCGACGUUGCCGGCGGCCUGCGCUCAGCCACCGUUGCCCACCAACGUCUUGGAAGCUGAGACGCCCGUGGACAUCGAUCCCGAGGCUGCGAUGACCAUCUACUCGCCCGUCUACAAGGACAAGUCGCAGCUGGUGGUGCAAUUGCCCCGCACGAACAAUAUCGCCCAUUCGCCCGUGUCCAGGAGUUACCAGGUCCAGGCCUCAAUGCCCAGCUUGAUAUUCGAGCCUAUGGAACAGCUCGAGCAAAUUGAGCAGCUGGACCAGCCUCACCCGCCACCUCAGAUUAACGGGAAGAGACUGAACCACGUCACUCACGCGAUGCUCGCCAGCCCCGUGAGCCAACGACAGCCGAAGAGGACCAAACACGACUACCAGCAGGACCUGACCACGGCGAUACAGGUCGAGGCGACCACCACGUCCUCGCCUUAUCCCCAUUUCGGGGACAUAGCCUGGUCGAACUGUCACCCGGAGCCACUGGCGGUCAGUCGGUGGCUUCGCAUUUCGUCCAGCCGUUACGAUAAUCGACGUUCUGCUGUACUGACGUUUCAUUCGAAGGCGAACCAAGCAGUAUUACGAGCGUUCUUCUUGACCCGGCGGCCAGGCAGGCCUCUGCGACGAUUUCAUUGCGGGACUCGUUGCUCGAUUAAAAAAUUACGUGAAACGAGCGACUGGUGUAUUUUGCAUAACAACGGAGCUGGUUAGCCGGUAAUCGGCUGCUUUGUAUCGGUUGCGUGAUUCAAGAAUUGUAACGAAGGAAUUGAGGAGACGAGUGUUACGGAAAUUUGUUAAGAGAGAGAAAGAGAGAGAGAGAGAGAGAGAGAGAAAACUAGAAAGAAAGUUUAAAAAAAAAAAACAAUGCAGAACGUGUGAGAAAAAGAGAGAGUUUUGGUUGCGACCAAGCAGCGACAGUAUUGUUACACCGUUGAUCGUUAUAUGUGCAUACAAGCUUCGGAAAUAAAAGAGAUCUAAAUCAGAGAACGACGCGUUUCCUUGUCCGUUGAUCGAUAUUUAAUUUACGUGAUUUAGAGAUGAAUCACUUGCCCCUAGUUGUCGUCCAUUCGAUCCACACUCGUGACGAUUAAUUGGUAUAUUUUUAUUGCUGACGUAGUUUGAUAUGAAACUUGCAACGAUUUCGCAAUUUUCUGAAAAACUUUCUGCAUGAAAAUUGAUUUCCCAGUUUGAAAUAUAUAGGCAAUAAUUCUUUGCUAUAUUUCUUUUAGUAAGUUCCAAGUUAGAUUGUUUUUAUCGAUUUUCUGUUGGUUCAUAUUUUCACUUAUUCUGUAUAGAAUAUCAUUUCUGUAUUGGUUUUCUGUUCGUUGAAUUCUUACUUAUCAAAUAUAAAAAUUCUUUGCUAUAUUUCUUCUAACAAGUUCCAAGUUAGGUUGU